This is a messenger RNA of Ipomoea nil (Japanese morning glory), 1439 nucleotides long. Its product is annotated as bifunctional riboflavin kinase/FMN phosphatase-like. Gene Ontology annotation, molecular function: sn-glycerol 3-phosphatase activity; riboflavin kinase activity. Gene Ontology annotation, biological process: FMN biosynthetic process; glycerol biosynthetic process; riboflavin biosynthetic process. Lineage: Eukaryota; Viridiplantae; Streptophyta; Magnoliopsida; Solanales; Convolvulaceae. The record is from RefSeq and is a predicted model, not a curated record. Bases 197 to 1318 code for a protein of 373 amino acids. The transcript has 10 exons.
GUCCCCGUAAUUGACACUUGUGAGCCGACGUUCCAUUAAUAAGGCGGGAAUUCUCUCCCCUUUUCCCUCUCCACUGGUUUUGUGCUGGAUGUUAACUACUUUUUGCCCAAUUGAACACUAGAAUCAAACUUCCCUUUGAAUCCCCCAAUUCAAUACAUCCUCUCCUCACGCAGGCACGUCAAAUUCGGGCAAAGCCAUGGGAGAUCUUGCACCUACACAUGACAACAAUGAAACCCACAAGAUUUCAGCUGUCAUAUUUGAUUUGGACGGUACCCUUUUGAACACAGAGCAGGUAACGAAGGGGGUUUUGAAGGAAUAUUUGGGUAUAUAUGGGAAAGUACCAGAUAAGGAGAAGGAGAUUAAAAGAUUGGGGAUGACUCAGAAACAGUCUGUCAGUGCCAUUAUCAAAGAUUAUGAUCUUCCACUUUCUCCUCAUCAAUACAUUCAAGACAUCUUACCCUUUUAUCAGGGAAAGUGGCAGCUAGCAAAAGCACUUCCUGGAGCCAAUCGCCUUAUGGCACAUCUUCAUAAGCAAGGAAUUCCCAUUGCACUUGCUUCAAAUUCCCUAAGGAAAAACAUAGAUGGGAAACUCGCUUAUCAUGAAGGUUGGAAAGAACGCUUUGCAGUAAUUCUUGGAAGUGACCAGGUUAGAGCAGGGAAACCAGAGCCAGACAUAUUUCUGGAAGCUGCAAGCAGGAUGAAUGUGCAUCCGGCUGACUGUCUUGUGAUAGAGGACUCUGUUGUCGGUGUUAAAGCUGGAAAGGCUGCUGGAAUGAAGGUAGUUGCUGUGCCAUCAGUACAAACCGAAAUUGAUCAGUAUUCUAUUGCUGAUUCUGUGCUUCAUUCGAUUCUUGAGUUACAGCCCGAACUUUGGGGUCUCCCGCCAUUUGGAGAUUGUAUAGAUAAUGUAUUGCCUGUUGAGCCUGUUUUUUUCAAAGGUUUUUACAGCAAUGGACGCCUCCGUGAAUUUACAGAUGAUAUAUUGGCUGAUCUACCUGAUCAAGUUUUUGGAAUUUAUGUUGGAUGGGCAAAGAUCGAGUCCAACGAGUUCUUGAAGAUUGUUGUCAGCGUUGGAUGGGAAAAUGACAGCUGCAGUUCAAAUAGAAAUAUUCAAACCUUCAUACCUGAUGGAAACAAUGAAGAUCUACAUGAUUGCGAGAUGGAGCUUGUUCUUGUGGGUCACAUCAGAGGAUCAUAUAGCAUGAAAACAACCAACUUUCUUGACAUUCUUGAUGAAGACAAGUCGAUAGCAAGCGCUGCGUUUUGCCACCCAGAAUUUUCCCUUGACACCUGCAAAUCUGUAUUUCCUCAAGAAUGAAAAUGGAGGACAUUAGAUUCAGAAAAUGUGUCAGUUUUUUUCUUACCUAUUUAUGAAUCUCACCUGAAUAUUACAGACUUACAUCCCUUUCUGAUUGCCACAAUUGCAGUCAUUUAUGCUA